Messenger RNA from Alosa sapidissima (American shad), 2461 nucleotides. RefSeq lists its product as uncharacterized. NCBI's taxonomy places the organism in Eukaryota, Metazoa, Chordata, Actinopteri, Clupeiformes, Clupeidae. The transcript has 2 exons. Gene Ontology annotation, cellular component: plasma membrane. The record is from RefSeq and is a predicted model, not a curated record. The coding region runs from base 324 to 1970 and encodes 548 amino acids. Gene Ontology annotation, biological process: neuron projection development.
CAAGACGAAAGAGAGAAACAAGACGAAAAAAAAGAGAGAGAGAGAGAGAGAGGAGAGGAGAAAGGGGGGUCACCUGUGGAUGAGCUGGAGGGAGCAGAGACCGUCUGCUCUCCACCUUUUCAAGGUCCGCUCUGAUGCACACACUGGGAAGGCUGGGAGAUGACUGAACUCCGACAUUAGUAGGAAACGGCAAGGUGAGCAGGAGAGACCGGCCUGGAGAGGAGAGGAAGAAGAGAAACAGAUCAAAAGAAGAGAGAGAGAAGAGAAAACAAGAGGCAAAGGGGAAGACACAUUCCUUACUCUUUUCCUUCCUAAGGUGCCCUAUGGCAGAAAGAGAGUGUCCUGAGUCAGAGCAUUACCCAUCCGGGGCUUCCUCCCCAGCAGACCCCAGGGUCACCAUAGACGCUCUGUCCCUAUCCAAGAGCUUCACAGACAUGGUGACAUCUCCCCAUCAACUGGACAAGGCCAACCAGGGCCCGACCGGCGCCGGUUCCUUGCCAACAGAUGCCCAGAACGGCGGCAAGCAGACUCUUCGAGUUGGUGCCCACAGCGCUGAAAGCACCCCUGAUCACCCAGUGGUCCGUAACGCGGGGAGACCGCGCAGCAUGGCAGAGCCACACACAGGGAUGGAAGCACUGCCGCUGUUGGAGGGGGACCUGAACCACCACCACUACCAGCACCAGCUGCCCCAGCAUCACCAGCACCAUGGCGCCCCCUGCUGUGGGGACAGAGGACUGGGCUCCUCCUGCUCCCAGAGGGACCUCAGCGGGCACAGACUGGCCCCCGCCGCCCUGCCUGUGCAGCGGAGCCACUCGGACACGCUGCGCGCUCUGCGGGAGAGUCCCAUCCCGCACCCCCACCCCCACUGUGAAUCCACCGCUUCACCAUCUCACCCGGCUCACCUGGCCCAUGAAGCCCACUGCUAUGGUCAGCAGCCAUGCCCGGGCCUGGUGUGCAAGCAGGCUCUGCAGCUGCAGCAGAGUGGGAGUCUCACCACCUCAGCUAGGGGCCCCAGCCCCACGCCGCAGCUCCAGCCUCAACCCCAGCACGGCUGCGUCUCCGUGGUGCCGUCCAACACGCCCUGCGAGGGGGCCGCAGAGUCCUGGCACCCGCACUACGAAGAGGCGGUGUGCUGCGGCCCGUACGGCGUGGCCAUGGUGCCCGGGGCGAUGGAGGAAACGCUGGCCGCCUACUGCCACCACCAGCCCAUCCCCUCCGCCGUGCAGCUGCUGCCGGUGCCGGCACCGCGGGGUCUGCCGGGCGCCGAGGCCCAGAUGCUCGCCCUGCCGCGCCUCAUCUCCUCCAUCAGCGAGACGGGCCUGGACGCCAAGCGCAUGCUGCGCUGCUGCAACCUGGACUGCACCUGGCCCAACGCCCCGGCCCUGCACCGCGCCGGCAGCCAGCCGCACGUGGGCGACGAGGGCCACCACCUCGUUCUGACCACUGCCACCGCCGUCGCCACUAGGGAUGCGGGCACCAUGACGUCCCGCACGGAGCUGAGGGACGUGGGGGUGCAGGCGGAGCAGGUGGCCAAGACGCCUCCGCCGCUCCACAUGUACCCCGAGGUGUGCCUGGCGGACGACGACGGGGCCGUGAACGGGGCGCCAGCCGCGGGCAAGAGCGCCGCCGCCCAGUCCAAGUCGCCUGUGAAGGAGGUGAAGUGGGACGCGGAGGGCAUGACCUGGGAGGUGUACGGCGCCUCGGUGGACCCCGAGGAGCUGGGCCUGGCCAUCCAGAAACACCUGGAGCUGCAGAUCAAGGAGACGGCCAGCCGCGCCGCCAAGCUCUCCCGCCAGAACACCAGCGCCUCGCAGGGCACUGCCGGCACAGGGACCGGAACAGGAACUGGAACAGGGAACGGCAGCGAUAGCGCCGUCCGGCGCAGGAAGAGAGGGGGACUCAUGGGAUCCCUACGAGGGUCGCUGACGGGCCCGGGGUGCUGUACGCGCACCACCAAUGCCGUGGACUGAGGAGGGGACUCUUCUAUUAGACAGUUGUACAGGCAAAGUGGUAGGACAUUUUGUAAACAUGUAACCUCACAAAAUACAUGUACACAGUCACACAAAAACACACUAAAAGCUUGUUUGGAAAGCAUUUGAUUUAGCUGGAUGAAACACUGCUACAUUUAACAGGACUGUUAUAAGAUGAAAAUUACAUUACGUCACAUAUGGAAAAAUAUGAUGGAUUAAUUUUUUUGGAGUAGCCAAUAGCUCACUGAAUUGGUAAGAAGGAGGGUAACUUUGGCUACGACAUGUGCCUGUUUUCCUUAGUUUUAUGCUACCACACUUAGACAACAGGUUGUCACAAAGGGCUAUUGAUGCGACAUACAGGUAAAGGUAUUUGUCAUUGUCCUUGCAGUUUCCAGAUAAAAACACAAUGUGUGAAAUUUAGGGAUGCACGAUAUAUCAGCGGCCGAUAUAUUAUUGGCCGAUAAGUGAAAAAAUGAAAAUAUUAUUAUCAG